GACGAUUCCCAUCGAUAAGGCAGAGAGAACAUGGAAGGAAGAAAAAGAGAAAAGGUCAAUUGGAAUGGAAGCUCACAGUAACAACUUGCCUUGCCUCCGACUUCGCCAAAUGAAUCUUCAAAGUUCAAAGCAUUCCUACCUAGUCUCUCCAGCUAGUCACAGCACAGCUCCACCCAGUUUGGUAGUUCAACUCGUCAUCCAUCCGAAGUUUGAACAUAUUGGACAUGAUCUAUUAAUAAGCUAGGUAACCCUUGCUGUGCGACAUAACAAAUCGAGAAUAUCCUGCCUUCCAAUUACAAACUACGGUUUGAUAACCAACCAAGCAAACGAGCAGGCAAGCUCCAUCGAUCUAUUGCUCGCGAAAAGCUUCCUCCCAUCUAGUUUAGCUCUCUGUCUUAUCGAUGUGGACUUCAUUGUGAAAUUUCAGACGAGGGGCAGACAAGACAAGACUUAAUGUUUGCAAAAGACUCGCGGAUUUGUGAUCAGUUAGCCUAUAUAGGCAAUCGAAAUGGCUACGAGUGAGUCUGCCAUCAUGUCGCGGUUGCAGAUAGGAGGGAAUACUACCGACGGUGGGGAGAAAAUGGUAGAGAAGAAGAGAGAGGCAAAGAAUUAUAGAGGAUUUGUGGCGGGUGUGUUUUCGGGAGUUUCAAAACUUACUGUUGGGCAUCCAUUCGAUACCAUAAAAGUCCGUCUACAAACCUCCACAUCAUCUCAAUUCAACGGGCCACUUCAAUGUCUUCUCCUCACCAUUCGCAACGAGGGCUUCACCGGUCUCUACAAGGGUGCCACUCCCCCUUUAGUAGGCUGGAUGUUCAUGGAUAGUAUUAUGCUCGGUUCCCUAACCUUCUACCGCAAACUUCUCCAUCAAACCCUCUUCUCCCCCUCUCGCAUGGCCGCCACCCCAUCUAGUCUCGCGCGUCCCGGUGAUUCCCUCACGCCCUCUCAAAUCCACAAACUGCCCACUGUAGGCCACGCCCUCGCUGGUGUCAUGGCAGGCGCAACCGUAAGUUUCAUUGCGGCCCCCGUCGAACAUCUAAAAGCACGUCUACAAAUCCAAUACUCGAGUAAGAAAUCUGAACGUCUAUAUAGCGGUCCCAUCGACUGCGCACGUAAAAUUUACCGGUAUCAUGGUAUACCAGGCCUCUACCAUGGUCUCUCCGCUUCUCUUUUCUUCCGUUCCUUUUUCUUCUUCUGGUGGGGUUCUUACGACGUUUUCACACGUCUGUUGUCAGAAAAAACACAAUUGAGUACCCCCGCCAUUAAUUUCUGGGCUGGCGGUCUCUCGGCACAAGUUUUCUGGAUGACGAGUUACCCGAGUGAUGUGGUUAAACAACGGAUUAUGACAGAUCCACUAGCCGGUGGAUUGGGAGAUGGGGUGCGCAAAUUUCCGAAUUGGAAGAGUGCGGCGAGGGAGGUGUAUAGGGAGAGUGGAUGGAAAGGGUAUUGGAGAGGCUUCCUACCCUGUUUUUUGAGAGCUUUCCCCGCGAAUGCGGUUGCGCUAGUGGCGUUUGAGGGCAUUAUGAGGGCGCUGCCUUGAUGUGUAUGUGCAUACGCAGCUGCGCAUAUACUCCAACGACAAAAAUUCUAGAAGAUCGGAAAGUUGCUGGAAAGAGUGUAAGAUAUUGUAUAGCGAGAGAUGACGAGAAGCAUGCAUACAUGGCGUUAGGAACUGCAUAUCGAUUUUUGCGGGAGAUGAACAGACACCAUCUCCAAUUAACUAGAGGAACCGGAGGGAAUUCACCUAUACACGUAAUGAUUUACAUGAGAGAGGUGUUGUACAAGAUAUGGAUAGAUGAAAGAGAAGACAUACUGGUAGAACCCAGCAUACCAGCAUAUAUGGCUAGAUCAGAUGGAUACACAUCUCCGUAUCUAUCUAUCGCUACCUAGACAAACACACAAAAAGUGUCACUGUCUUGUGCAAUUGAGAAAUUGGGCAAUCGGGCAGUUAGAAUUUAGUAAAAGUAAAAGUAGAUGUAGAUGUAGAAGUAGAUAGAACUCAACUCAAAAUAAACUCAAAUCCAAAUUCAA
Molecule: messenger RNA, 2028 nt
Organism: Botrytis byssoidea
Lineage: Eukaryota; Fungi; Ascomycota; Leotiomycetes; Helotiales; Sclerotiniaceae
Exons: 3
Coding region: 509-1537 (342 amino acids)
Biological process (GO): transport
Molecular function (GO): transmembrane transporter activity
Source: RefSeq, a predicted model, not a curated record